AUGGCAAACAAAGGCUUACAGCCAGUGAACUUAUUCUUGGCGAUCUUUCCAAGCGUUUGCUGUGUCGUGAUAGUGUCCGUACGUGUUGUACUCAGGCUUAAAGGAGGCAGGUUGGGUGUUGAAGAUUUACUUUUGAUCAUUGCGACUUUUUUGAACCUCGUUCUCUCUUUCACAACGUGUGGUUAUAUUCUCACCAGCUACUAUGGCUACCAUACUCGCGAUAUCCCUGAUGGUGCAAUCGAUCCGAUCGUGAUGAUGAAGUGGAACUAUGCGAACUCGAUCAUCUACAAUCCCAUCCUCGCCUUGGUUGAGGCCUCCUUCUUGAUGACACUCAUCAAGCUCCGAUCGCAGAACAAGUGGAUAAACGUUUGUCUAUGGGGAACACUUAUCAUAAACGGCUGUUUCGCCGUUGCUGCACCUCUCGCCUGCAUUCUGCAAUGCAAUCCAAUAUCUAAGUACUGGAAUCCCGGUAUUCAAGGACGGUGCGUUGAUGCUGGCGCCUACACUGUCAGCACGUCGUUAAUUGUGCUCACGACUGAUGUCCUAAUCCUGCUCAUGCCUUCAUGGAUAUUACACGAUUUGAAAAUGCCUCUUGGUCGUAAGCUCAUGGUCAUUGCAUUUCUGUCCUUCGGAAUUCUAGUCACUGUGGUCGGCGCGGUGCGCACGAGUGUCCUUGUCAAAGUUUUUGUACUGAAAGAGGCCACGGAAGAUGGGUCAUACGGAGUUGGCUACACCCUCUCAAACAUCGAAUCUGGACUCGCAAUUGUCGGGACAUGUGGCCCAACAAUUAAGUACUUUCUCAGUUGCUGCAUCCCUUCGCUUAGGAAUGCAGAUGAAUCAAGCAAUCGCGGGUACAUGUACCCCACAGCCGGCUCUCAGGGGGAUGCUCGGUCGAAACGCUUCACGAGAACUGCGAAGACGCACAGCACGUUCAAGGAGAUUGAUGAAUUGGAGCUGACAAAUGUACCGGGCGAAGACAAGCACAUUACGAGAAGGGACACACAACGUGGGGAUCCAAUGAUGAUCACAAAGACAGUUGCGUGGACAGUGGACAACAGCCACGAGAAGGAUUCGAACAGUACGAAUGGCGAACAAAGACCUCGCGAUCUGCUAUAA
Molecule: messenger RNA, 1116 nt
Organism: Alternaria alternata
Lineage: Eukaryota; Fungi; Ascomycota; Dothideomycetes; Pleosporales; Pleosporaceae
Exons: 5
Coding region: 1-1116 (371 amino acids)
Source: RefSeq, a predicted model, not a curated record